Molecule: messenger RNA, 711 nt
Organism: Lathyrus sativus (Indian pea)
Lineage: Eukaryota; Viridiplantae; Streptophyta; Magnoliopsida; Fabales; Fabaceae
Source: the annotation of a GenBank genome assembly
AUGGAUUCCAUCACACAACCAUCAUUACAUCCUCCUCUUCCUCUAGAAUCCAACAUAAACACUGAGGAUACCAAAUGGUAUUAUGGUAGUCAUGCUCCUGGUAUCAGGAAAGCAAUGAAAAUUCUUGAAGCUCAAUUUUCACAUUCGAAUGCAUCGUCAGCAUCAGCAACUCAUAAAAACGAGGAUGUCAUUAACAUUUACAACAACAACAUGAUGAAUGCUUUUAACGAGGUUUAUCAUCCUAAUCUCCUCGUCACAAGAUCAUCACAGUCACAUGAGCCAUCAUCAGAUCAGACAGUUGUUGCUCUUACUGAUGGUGAUGCUUAUGUUGGGGUUCAUUUCAAGAAGAAGAAUUUUGAUGAUGGUAGAAUCCACAGCCUACCACACAAGAAAUAUGGACCGUACACGUGUCCAAAGUGCUAUCAAGUGUUGGAUACUUCACAAAAAUUUGCUUCUCAUGUGACGUCAAAUCACUACAAAUUUGAUAAUCCAGAGCAGAGAAAAAAGAGAUACAUGUCUAGGAUCAGGAAGAAACCAAGUCUCGAGAUUCCUAGGCUUAAUAAUGGACAAACUACUUGUGUUCCUGCUGUUCCAUCUAUUGACCAAUCACAUGUUGCUUCUAUUAUUAAUAAUGAUGAUCAAAAUCAAAUUUCUUCUUUGGCGCUUCCUCUUAAUGGAUUUAAAUAUGAAUCAGAUCUUGUAGAUGCUUAA